Molecule: messenger RNA, 1641 nt
Organism: Trichoderma asperellum CBS 433.97
Lineage: Eukaryota; Fungi; Ascomycota; Sordariomycetes; Hypocreales; Hypocreaceae
Biological process (GO): regulation of transcription by RNA polymerase II
Molecular function (GO): DNA-binding transcription factor activity, RNA polymerase II-specific; RNA polymerase II cis-regulatory region sequence-specific DNA binding
Source: RefSeq, a predicted model, not a curated record
GGCUCCAGCUCUCCCUUUGACGGCACCGCACCGCUGCCAUUUGCUGCUGCAGACUCGGUGAAUAAUUUCGUCGGCGACGAUUUCUGGGCAUCCGGCCAGCAAGCAUCUCAUCAGCAACAGCAGCAGUUACUGCAGCAGACAUCGCAAGGCGAGGAUGCCGAUGCCGCCAGGAGCCUCCACCUCAACGCCAUCGACGAGUUCUUCAUCAAGAACGGCGCCCAUCGCCCGCCUGUCCCCUGCAACUACUGUCGACGACUGCGCCUCCAGUGCCUCAUCCUUCAGACCACCUCUGCAAAUCCAAAUCCCAUCAGCUCUUGCUCUGCCUGUGUGGCCCUCUACCGUGACUGCAGUCUUGCUGAGCGCAGCAAGAGAGAAGCCUCCGCUUACGAGACUGCGCUCCCUGUCAUUGGCCAUCUGCAUGGUGUGAAUGAAGAGGGAGACGGGGCUACUGCCGUCGAUGGGACGAGGCAAUGGCGAAUCGAGCGAGGUGCUGGCCAGGUUGCCACUCGAUCUUCAUCUAUUGUCUCAUACAAGAGAAAUAGUACUCGGUCCGUCAAGAAGACUCGGGUGCUAAGGAACUGGUUCGCCACGCAUCAAGAGCACCCAUACCCAUCCGAAGACGAAAAAUCCAACCUUGCUGAGCAGAGCGGCUUGAGCAAGACCCAGGUCAUCAACUGGUUCGCCAAUGCUAGACGCCGACACCGACUGACCGCGCAGUCGCACCAUAACAAUAGCAGCAAAGUCUUCUUGCAAGGAUCUCCCAUGCCCCAGACCUUGCUGACCGGCAUGUCUCCGAUGGAACGAUGGAGACAUUCUCCGCCAAACGAGGAACCCGUCUCAGCUGCAGCUAUUGAAAAGGCCAUCUCCAAUAGUCAAAUUGAUGGCGGAGACGCUUACAAUUACAACUCUGAUGGCAAUUAUGGCACCGAUGGCGCCGCUUCCUCAGCCAGUAGCGAGUCUGCCAUUUUCAACCACAACAUUGCCCGCGGCUACGAGGCGUCGUCCAACUCUGGCUCGUCCGCUUUUUCCUUUUAUCAUUCCGAUGAUGCAGGCAUAUUCUCCCUAUCAGCGCAAAGUUCCAUCCAUAGCGGCAACGGCGGCGAUCUAAUGUCCGGCCCAUCAGCGACCACCAUUCCUACGGGAGCUGCAAUUGAGCGUGGAAAAGCACUCAUGUUUCAGUGCACUUUCUGUCUUCAGGGCUUCAAGAAGAAGUACGACUGGGUGCGCCAUGAGAGAUCUAUUCACUUACCUGGUCUCGAUUCUUGGAUCUGCCGAGUGCCUCUACCCAAAGACCAGUCAUAUCUCGUUUGGCGCGUCAAUCAUAGCGAGCCGGAAUGCAUCUUCUGUGGACAAACAUCGCCAACAGACGAACAUCUCCAAUCUCACGAGUUUCAGUCGUGUGCAGAACGUCCCGUGUCAGAGCGAACCUUUACUCGCAAAGAUCACCUAUGGCAGCAUCUGCACAAAUUCCACCGCUGCCGCAAGUGGGAAGGGUGGAAGCCUGACCUCCAUCUCUUACAGCAUCGGCAAGACAAGUUUGAGAGCGUGUGCGGUUUCUGCCAGCUCAAGACACAUAGCUGGGACGAAAGAGUUCAGCACUUGACAUCCCACUUUCGGCGCGGUGUGACCAUGAGCGAAUGG